This is a messenger RNA of Exophiala oligosperma, 2908 nucleotides long. RefSeq lists its product as uncharacterized. The coding region runs from base 165 to 2663 and encodes 832 amino acids. The record is from RefSeq and is a predicted model, not a curated record. Gene Ontology annotation, molecular function: GTPase binding. The transcript has 4 exons. NCBI's taxonomy places the organism in Eukaryota, Fungi, Ascomycota, Eurotiomycetes, Chaetothyriales, Herpotrichiellaceae.
GACAGAUUUACCUGGGAGCAGAUUGUCCCCUUGGUACUCGUAGACAUGUAUUCGCGCUGAACAACGGGCCCUUUACUCAGAUGCUGCCUAUGUUAGCCCAACAUCGCCAUCCUUCGACAUGAGACGGGACUCUCCCUCAACAAAUCCCCCGCGCAGUCGACAGGAUGGACUCGAUAGAUCCCACGUCGCCGACAGUCGACUCACUACCUCACACUCCCACCACACCUACUUCGGCGCGGAAGCUGCCAAGCGAUCUACCUACUUCCCUCGAUGACCGUCGUAACUUCUCCAGUUAUGGCGGGGAGACUGAGAUAUACGAUGGCUGGCAAGGCUCGUCUCAGUAUAUUACGGCCCCUACUCCUGCAAGACCUCUUGAUUUCGACCUCCAUCUAGACACCCCGGCGUAUGAUGACGCCGAAACCUACGCCCGACUACAGGACAGCGACUCGAGAUUAAUGGAGAUGGUUGCGGCACAGGCACAACAUAGGGAGGAUGGAAGUCCUGGACAAGAUGAAGAUGCCAUUGCAACAGACGACAAUUUAUCGCCUGCAGAAAAGAAAGAGAUAUUGCAGAAGAGUCUUAACAUGGCCGCGAGCAACGGGGAUGUGGUUCGAAUACGGAAGCUUGUGGGAGGAAGCGCGAAAGAGUACGUGGAUGUCAACCAGCCGGACGAGGACGGCACCGUGCCUUUGAUAUACGCCAGCUGUUUCGGACAUCAUGAAGUUGUAGCAGCACUUCUCGACGCUGGUGCCGUGGUGGACAAGCAAGACAGAAACCAGUGGAGCGCAUUGAUGUGGGCAAUGACCAAUCGUCACAAACAAAUCGCAAAACUCCUACUGGAUCAUGGAGCUGAUCCCGAUAUAAAGUCUUCGUCCGGAGGCACAGCUCUAGACUUUGUUCAGCCAGGCUCCGACUUCUCCCACUAUUUGCACGAAAAUGGCUAUCAUUUUGGCGGCACAAACCUAGACGACGACUUCUAUAAUGCAGGCUUCUCACAAGAUCGUUUUGAAGAGGAAAUGGCCGAAAACGAGAUGAAAAGGCGAAUGCUGAUGCAAGAGAGCGCUGCCAACCUGGAAGUAGACCUGUCGACUCUCGGCUUUGAUGAACAACCAGAGUCUCCCACUGGUUUUGAUUCGGAUGAAGAGGAAGAGUUCAUAUGGGAUCGAUGUAUAGGGGACCAGAUGUUUGUCUUUCAGACAGACAAGCUCGAUGCUAUUCUUGACCUCAUUAUCACCAACAUGACUCCACAACGUUCUCCAUCACAAAAACCCGUACCUGCGAAUCUGAUAUUCUUGAUGGCGAGGUAUGCUCAUUAUCAUAUGACUCCUUCUCUCCUCGAUGAGGUCUUGACGAAAGCAAUGGAUCUUAUCAACGAUGUCAUUGAGAGAUCUCAAUGGGAUAUGACCAUGCUUGCAUUCUGGAUUUCCAACGCGACAUUAUUGCUGCAUUACCUUAAGAAAGAUGCUGGUCUUGUUCAGGUCACAUCCAAGUAUCAACUGGAGCUGGCAGAAUUGAUCAAUGAAACUUUCAUCCUCAUAAUCCGAGAUGCUGAAAGAAGAAUGAACAAGGUUCUCGACACGGCGAUGCUUGACCAUGAGACCAUACCCGGCUUAUCAGACGUUGCAUUCCAGGGAGAAUGGAAAGUUUUCAAGUCGAAGCCGAAAACGAAGGAGGAAGACCCAGAAAAACGGUUUCGUCCACCAUCUCCUAAGCGACGAGCUCAAACAUCUCCUCGUAAUAUAAUGUCACUCCUCUCAUCGACGCUGUUUGUGCUUGACCUAUACGACGUCCAUUCAGUCAUCACUUCUCAGAUACUCGCACAACUCAUAUAUUGGAUUGGGGCCGAACUCUUCAACCGUGUUAUGACCACGAGAAAAUACCUCUCUAGAACGAAAGCCAUGCAAAUCCGCAUGAAUGUAUCCGCCAUUGAAGACUGGGCUCGGGCGAAUAAUCGACAACCUGAGCAUUAUGAGAAUGGGUCUACAACUUCAACUGGUGAGAAUACAGUCGAUGCUGCUAGACGCCAUCUUGCUCCCAUAAUCCAGCUACUCCAGUGGUUGCAAUGCUUCAGCUCUCUCGGGGACGAUCAUGAAUCAUUGGUGGGCACACUUGUUCAGUUGCAACGACUCAGUCCGACGCAAUUGAUUCAUGCUGUAAAGAACUACCGAGCGGAAGUGGGUGAGAAGAGCCUGGCCAAAGCCCACAUGAAGUUCCUUGUUCAGCUUCAAAAGGGUGAACAGUCUUUGAUCAAACGACCAUUGACCCCCCAAGUUGACGCUCCAGGGUCCGGAGCCGAAACUCCUACCAAGCAGAAUGGAGACGAGGCUGCUGCGAAACUGCCCGAGACUCCGCAAAGUGCACUUCCUCCGCCAACAUCAUCUUCACCAGUUGAACAAGAUACAGAUCCGCCACCAAACCGAAAUGCGUUGACCUUGGAUCAAUCUCUCAUGCUCCCAUUCUCGCUACCUACAUCGACGGACAUGCUAAUCACUUAUGGGGCAGGCAUUGGCGGAGUCAACAGAGAAAGAGCGAGAAAAUAUAUUCCCACAGUGCCGACCGAGGUUUUGAGUAAGCUCAACCUUGAUGGUGAAGGUGUGCGACGCGAGGGUAGUAUUGGGACUAUAGGUACAACGGCACAAGGCUGGCGAACCAGCGGAUUUUGAAGUUUCAACGGUAUAGCACGGCAUUGUUAUAAGACCGCGCAGUCGUCUUUGCUUGACAACAGCGAAAUUGAAUCUUUUGCGCUCUUGGUCAUUCCUGGCUGGAGUGUCUGAUACGAGUAAUCUAUGAACCUUUGGGCCUAGAAAGCCAUGCUGUGGCGGCUUAAACCUCGUUGGGCUUGAUGUUGUCUUGGAUGAGACUCCACCGAGGCUUUCGACUUGAUCGAUUUCGGUCGCUCACUCUUCAG